AUGCUCCUCCCUAUCGUACUUCUCUCGCACUUCGUACACUACGCCUAUACCUUCUCAAUACCACCUCUCCCACACUUGAAUAGCUUUGCAAGCGCCAGCCAUACGCAGCAGCAGCAACAACCGCUCCAAGAGACUCUCGAAGCAUGGAUAGAAAAAGAGGAGCGAGUAGCACUGGACAAGCUACUUGCCAAUGUCGCGCCGGGGGGUAGAAAUGUUGUAGGGAAGGGUGUGGCAGACGGUACGGUCGUUGCGAGUCCGAGUCAGGACGGGCCAGAUUAUUGGUAUCAAUGGGUGCGAGACGCCGCAAUAACAAUGUCCUCACUCGUGGACAUAUACGCCAGCGACCCCACCUCCUCGCGCUCAUCACAGCUUUCUACCAUCCUCGACGCCUACGCAUCCCUGCAACGCCAAAUCCAACAAACCUCCAACCCUUCGGGCACAUUCGACGACCUGUCUAGCCUCGGCGAACCAAAAUUCGCAGUCGACGGUACUCCAUUCAAGGGCUCGUGGGGAAGGCCACAGCGUGACGGGCCGGCUCUGCGGGCCUUGACUUUGAUGCGAUAUCUGAGGGAGUACAAUGCCAGCCAUCCUGCGUUCUGGUCUUCAAUCGAGGCCACCGACUUCUUUGGGCAAUAUUACGAAGCGGCGAUGCCACCAAACAGUGUAAUCAAAGCGGAUUUGGAAUACGUCAGCCACUAUUGGAACCAUUCCGGGUUCGAUCUGUGGGAAGAGAUUGAAGGAUCACAUUUCUUCACUCUGAUGGUCAGUGCACGAAGCUUACGCGACGGAAGCGAUCUUGCGAGCGUCUUUGGAGAUGUAGGGGCAGCGGAAUGGUACGACGAGCAGGCGGGAUACAUUGAGAACCUUUUGCGCAAGUUCUGGAACCCAAAGAAAGGCCAUUUGGUCGAAACGCUCUGGAGUAAGCGGAGUGGCUUGGACUGCGGCCUACUUCUCGGCUCUUUACACGCGUUGCCCACGGAUGGAACGGACGACGAGGCUGUGUAUCCGCCCUGGUCCGAUGAAAUCCUCGUAUCCCUCCUCGCGCUUACUCGUGACCAAAGAGAUCGCUUUCCAAUCAACAGCAAGCCUUCCGAAGACCAAGACGAUGAUGCGGACGAGUUUUCGUUUGAGGGCAUAGGAAUCGGUCGUUACCCGGAAGACGUGUACGACGGCUACGGGACCUCUCAUCGCGGCGGCAAUCCCUGGUUCUUAUGCACGUCCAGCGCCGCUGAGAUACUGUACCGCACCGCAGCACACGUCUCGAUAGCUUCCAACCUGACCAUCUCGGAGAUCGGCUUACCUUUCUACGAAGCCCUCCUCGCGACCUCAUCCCUCGAUGUGGAAACAGGCACGUUCGGCCCGUCCGACGCUGUUUUCCAUUCCAUCAUCGAGCGCCUCCAAGCGACGGGUGACCAGUUCCUCGACGUCGUCAAGACGCAUGUUGAUACUGAGGGGAGUAUGAGCGAGCAGUUCGAUCGCGUGACGGGGUAUAUGAGGGGUGCGGAAGAUCUCACGUGGAGUUAUGGGGCGUUCUUGCAGGCUGUGAGGGCGCGGACGGUGGUGAAGGGGUUAUGA
Cucurbitaria berberidis CBS 394.84 is the source of this 1575-nucleotide messenger RNA. RefSeq names its product glycoside hydrolase family 15 protein. Gene Ontology annotation, cellular component: fungal-type vacuole. Bases 1 to 1575 code for a protein of 524 amino acids. The record is from RefSeq and is a predicted model, not a curated record. Lineage: Eukaryota; Fungi; Ascomycota; Dothideomycetes; Pleosporales; Cucurbitariaceae. Gene Ontology annotation, biological process: polysaccharide metabolic process. Gene Ontology annotation, molecular function: glucan 1,4-alpha-glucosidase activity. The transcript has 2 exons.